UUUUAAAAAAAUAUUUUUUGUUGGCAUAGCUAACUAAUACGUAAAACUACUAAGCAAUUUGAUUCCAAUUUAGUGCAGUAAUGUAUAAUAUUAACCUGCUAUUACAAAAAAUGCUAAAAUCAUUAUUAUUAAUUUGGACAUGUCAAGGAAUAUAUAGUUUUAAUUUGGACUAUGAGUAUACAGUUUUUAAACAGGGUCCUGCUGAUAGUCUUUUUGGAUUCUCUGUUACCGAAUAUAAUAGUGGAAGCAAAGCUUGGAUUAUUGUUGGAGCUCCCUUGGCAAAUAGCAGCUAUUUAAAAGGUUCUGAUCAUUUGAACUCAGGAGGUAUUUAUAAAUGUGAUCCAGCAAGCCCGUCCAGUGACUGCAGUCAAGUAUCAGAUCAAAUUAUGUUUGAUGACAAAGAUAACAAUGGCCAAGAAACAAAAGCUGGUCAGUGGCUUGGAGUCUCAUUGGACACUUAUGGAAUCGGACAGCCAAUCAUAGGUUGUGCACAUAGGUAUAUAAAUCACCUCAAUGGUAACUACAGGUUAUUAGAAGGAAAAUGUUGGACUAUUGGUAGUGACUUUUCACCAAUUGGAGAGGUUGAUCCGUGUCGAAAAAGGAAUGAAGAAGAAAAAAGUUCAAACCUUAAUCAUCAAGUGUAUGGAUGGUGUCAAGCUGGGAUUGGUCUUAAAGCAAUAGACGAGACUGAAAUCGGUCAUCGAUAUUUGGUAGGUGCAAUAGGUUCAAAAGACUUUGUAGGCACUGUUUUCCUUGAUGUGGAUGGAGAUUUAUCUGAAACAUAUGUGAAUGUCAGUGCUUCAUGGGUUGAUAGUUACUUUGGUUAUUCAGUAGCUUAUGGUAACUUCUUUUCAUCAAAUGUAAAAGGUUUUGCCUCUGGCGGACCUCGCCAUCAAAGUUUUGGAAAAGUACUACUAUAUAAUGAUGUUAAAUCUAAUAUGCCAACUCAAGAACUUCCUGAAAUAUUUGACGAGUUUCAAAUCGCAUCUGGUUUUGGAAUAGCAUUAUGUGCAAUUGAUUCAGACAACAAUAUGUUUUCUGAGCUUAUUGUUGGUGCACCAUUUUAUGCUGAGUCCACAUCAAUAUACAAUCAUGGAAAGGUUUAUGUUUAUGAAAAGUCUUUUAAGAUGAAUAAACUUGUGUUAAUUAAAGAAUUAUAUGGUAACAGAGAUGGGGUGAGUGAUGUUAAUGCCCAUUUUGGUUAUGCUCUUGCCAAUGCUGGAGAUCUAAACAAAGAUGGGUUUCCUGAUUUAGUUGUUGGUGCACCAUAUGAAAAUAAUGGUCAAGGAGCAGUGUAUGUGUUUCAAGGUGCCAAAAGUGGUUUAAUUACUAAAUACUCACAGUAUAUCGUGGCAUCCUCAGUCAUGUCAGGUUUAACCAAGAGAUCUCUUAAUGUACCAUUAAAAGCUUUUGGACGCUCUUUAGCCACAGGAUUUGAUAUGGAUAACAAUGGUUACAAUGAUGUUCUUGUUGGUGCAUAUGCAUCAAACCAAGUUGUUCUUCUCAGAAGUCGUCCAGUUAUAGAAGUUCACAUUAAAGUGACCUUUACACCUGAGAAUAUUAACAUCAGUGAUCGUCAUUGUUCAGUCGAUGGAAAGUUAACACCCUGCUUCAAUAUGACAUUCUGUUACAACUUUACAGAAAGAAAUGCGAAUAUAUACAAAAACACUGACACUAUACCUAUUAAAUACACGAUUAUUGCUGAUGCAAUACAAAGACCAAGGAUCAAUUUUUUUAAAAAUGGAAAAAAUAAAAUUUCUGAAACAAGACUGACAUCAAAAGACCUAAAAUGCAUUGCACUUAAUCUUUAUUUUGUUUCUAACAAGGAUGGUGUAAUUCAAAUUUAUCCUGAUAUUACCUUUGAAGUGAUGUACUCUAUUCCUUACGGAGAAAAUGAGUUUCCUAAGCCUGAUGCAAGCAAUAAAGAUGUUGUAAGUUUAGACAAGUACCCUCGACUUGAUGAAAAUUUCUUAGAUGGGAAAAAUGUCAAUGUAAAUAUUAAAAAACUAAAGCUUGCUUUUCAACGAGAAUGUUCUGAUUGCAUUCCAGAUUUGUCUCUCUCUGCUCAAAAACUUCAAACAUAUCGAUUGGGAAGAAAAACUCUUGUCAUCAAUGUAACUGUUGAAAACAAAGGACAAGAUCCAGCUUUUGAUGUUGAAAUUAGAUUUAGAUUUCCUAAAGAUAUUUCACUUGACAGUAUGAUCAUCACUAAUGUAAUAAAGUAUUGUCAAAACAACAUUUGUGAAGUUACAAAUAAGCUUGGUAAACAGGCAAAGCUAGUUGUUGGAGUAGUAUUAAACAUGAACAGCUUUGGUCCAUCAAGUGAGAAUAAUGUUCAGAUGAGCAUUAAUAGUGCAAAUCUUGAAAAAAAUGCAACACUUGGUGACAAUUCAAUUAACAUUCAGAUUGAUGUGAAGGUGGAAGCAGAUGUUGAAAUUAUGGGUGGGAUAUCAACUCAACAAGUUACGUAUGGAGGGAAAAUUUUGGGAGAAAGUGCUAUGAAAAGUGUGAAUGAUAUUGGUGAUUCUGUCGAACAUAAAUAUGUUAUUCACAAUAAUGGACCUGAUACUGUUCCAAAUGUUAAUGUAACAAUUUUUUGGCCCACUGAACUUAAAUCAGGGAAACAUCUUUUGUAUCUUACAGAUGUUAAACCGUCAACUACUACUGUCCAAUGUAUUACACCUUCCUUGAAUCUACUUCAUCUACUGGGUGCAAAAUCGGUUCUUGUUGAAGACCAAGGAAAGAGUGAUGCAGGAGCAAGUUUUAAACCUCGUAAAAUUCGUGAUCUGAGUGAUGCUAUUACCAGUAAUGUAAAUGUUACAGUAGAAAAAGAUACCAGAAAGAAAGAUGGCACAAUACUAAAUUGUACAACUGCUAAAUGUCUACCAAUAAGAUGUACUAUUGAAAAAUUUGCAGCAUCUCAAACUGUAGCUAUAACUAUUUAUUCCAAGUUAUGGAAAUCAUCUUUGCUUAUUGAUUAUUAUGGUGAAGUUCUAACUGUAGUUUCUUCUGCUGAAGUUAGUGUAGGUGCCAACACAUCAUAUCUUGCUGAUCCAAACAAUAAUAACAAUGCUAUUGAGAUAUUUACUAACAUCCAACCAGUUUUUGCACCUGUAUCUAAAGAAAAGAUUGCAACUUGGAUGAUUGCACUUGCUGCUAUUGCUGGUAUUAUACUACUUGCCCUGCUUGUUUUCGGAUUUUGGAAGCUUGGGUUUUUCAAACGAAAACGAACUGACAGUAAAUACGCGUCCAAAUCAGAUGACAAAGCAGAUAAAUCGCUUCUCAGUAACAAACGAUAAGCUUUGUGCAAUGUGUAACAGUUUUUUGUUUGCUGCAUGUUUGGUUUUUAAGAGCUUAAAAUAGUUAUAUUUCAACUAAUAAGUUGUGAUAGUUGCGAAUUUAAAUUUUUUUUGUGUGAGUGGUAUGCAGAACGUUAUAUUCGCAAAUAUACACACACAUUCAUACAUUUAUACAUGUAUAUACAUGCAUACAUAUAUACAUAUGUAUAUGUAUAUACGUACAUAAAUAUAUACCUUUAUGUAUAUACAUAUAAAUAUGUACAUAUAUUUAUAAAUUUAUACGUGUAUAAAUGUAUACACGCGCGCGCGUUCACAUGCUUCAAUGGAACCCU
Hydra vulgaris (swiftwater hydra) is the source of this 3631-nucleotide messenger RNA. RefSeq names its product integrin alpha-7. Gene Ontology annotation, molecular function: integrin binding. Gene Ontology annotation, cellular component: external side of plasma membrane; integrin complex. Lineage: Eukaryota; Metazoa; Cnidaria; Hydrozoa; Anthoathecata; Hydridae. Gene Ontology annotation, biological process: cell adhesion mediated by integrin; cell-matrix adhesion; integrin-mediated signaling pathway. The record is from RefSeq and is a predicted model, not a curated record.